AUGGGCCCCGCCGGGGGGGCGCGGGCCGCCCCCUCGCUGCUGCUCUCGCUGCUGCUCGGAGCCUCGGCCCCGCUCUGGCUGCGGGCAGAGACGCUGGGGGAUGGAUGUGGGCACACAGUGAUGUAUCAAGACAGUGGGACACUGGCAUCCAAGAACUAUCCUGGGACAUACCCAAACUACACUCUUUGUGAAAAGAAAAUCCAAGUGCCUCCAGGAAAACGCCUGAUCUUGAAAAUUGGAGACCUGGAUAUAGAAUCACAGAAAUGCGAGUCCAGCUACCUUACCAUCCAGAGCUCUUCAACAUUGCACGGACCGUACUGUGGUAAUGUGAUGCCUGUCCCCAAAGAAAUCAUUCUAGAUAGCAAUGAGGCAACUAUUCACUUUGAGAGUGGAUCCCACGUGUCGGGACGAGGCUUUCUGUUGUCCUAUGCCAGCAGUGAUCAUCCAGAUCUAAUCACCUGUUUGGAACGAGCAAACCACUACACAAAGGCUGAAUUCAGCAGAUACUGUCCUGCUGGCUGCAGAGACAUAGCAGGUGACAUUUCUGGGAAUAUUGGAGAAGGAUACAGAGAUACGUCUCUGCUGUGCAAAUCCGCGAUCCAUGCUGGCGUGGUGGCGGACGAGCUGGGCGGCCAGAUCAGCGUCACCCUGCACAAGGGCAUCAGCCGCUACGAGGGCGCCGUCGCCAAUGGUGUUCCCUCACUCGAUGGUUCUCUAUCAGAUAAGCGGUUUACAUUUACUUCAAAUGGCUGCAACAAAUCUCUCAGCCUGGAAGAGGGAUUCCUCUCCAAGAGCCAGGUUACUGCAUCUUCUUACUGGGAGGAGACCAAUGAGUUUGGGCAACUACUCCUGUGGUCCCCAGACAAGGCUUGGCUACAAGUCCCGGGAUGGUCUUGGGCCUCUAACCACAGCAGCAACCGUGAAUGGCUGGAGAUAGACCUGGGAGAGAAGAAGAGAAUAACAGGGAUUAAGACCACUGGUUCUGGAUCCAUGAAUUUUAACUUUUAUGUGAAGACAUUUACAAUGAACUAUAAAAAUAACAACUCAAAAUGGAGAACUUACAAAGGGAUUCUGAGCAAUGAAGAAAAGGUAUUCCAAGGCAACUCCAACUCCGGUGACGUAGUGCGCAACAACUUCAUCCCUCCAAUAGUGGCUCGCUAUGUGCGGAUUAUCCCUCAAACCUGGAACCAAAGAAUAGCACUGAAGCUGGAGCUGAUGGGCUGUAGAAUAAUGCCAGCUAACAGCUCGUUCACGCAUUCAAUGUGGCAGAAACCGAGUCAGAGCACAGAAACCUCCCUUGGAAAAGAAGACAGGACUGUUACAGAGCCCAUUCCCUCCGAAGAAACUAACUUGGGUUUAAAGCUUACAGCUAUAAUUGUCCCCAUCCUCAUCGUGCUGUUUCUUUUUUUGUUCUCUGGAAUUUGUAUCUGCGCAGCCCUACGCAAGCGAGAAGCCAAAGGACUUUCCUAUGGAUUAUCCAGUACUCAGAAAUCAGGUUGUUGGAAACAAAUCAAGCAGCCCUUUACCAGACAUCAGUCAACUGAAUUUACCAUCAGCUACAACAACGAGAAGGAGACACCACAAAAGCUGGAUCUGGUCACCAGUGACAUGGCAGAUUAUCAGCAGCCUCUCAUGAUUGGGACUGGGACGGUAACACGUAAAGGAUCUACUUUUCGCCCCAUGGACACCAAGGAGGAGGGAAGAAGGGGGAGUUGUGAGUUCGAAAAUCACUAUCACUGCCCUCACAGAGCUAACAGGCACGAAUAUGCUCUGCCCCUGACCAGCCAAGAGCCGGAGUACGCCACCCCCAUCAUAGAACGGCACAUAGCAAGAGAAAGUAAUUUCCCCUCUGAGAAUGGCUACAACGUUCCUGUCGCCUCCUCUCAGAUACAUUCCCUUCCUGCUGGCAGCUUCUCCAGUUCAUGUAAAACCGACACCAGGAACGGAGACUAUCAGACACCCCAGAGUGUCAUAAACUACGAUAAACCCAAAGUUAAUGGUGUUCUGACCUCGGUGAGCUACAGCACAGACUACCAGAAGCCCCAGCAAACUGCUCUUGGGGGUGAGGGUUACUCCACGCCCAGGGACUGCCUAAAGCCCAUAAGCCAGACAGCAAUGACAGCUCUCUUGUGAUUUGCCGAGCAGGAGCGGCACGGUGCGCAGGAACGUCACUGCACAGCUUUCUGAAGUGAAAACAGAGUUUGGAGGGACUCUGCUGUGGGAGGCAGAAGGCAAACAAGCCCUGUGUACAUAAUAUUGCUGUCUUGCUGGGUUCUGACAUCUGAAGAAAGCAUAUGCUGUUUAUCACUGUUUAUAGCAAGAGAGAUGUUAUCAGUGAAGACUGUACAUCUUAUUUUCUGUAACUGAUCUCAGUGCUCCAUUUGCAAUGUGUGCAAUUUGUACAUAGCUUUUAUUUAAGGAGAAUUUCUUAGGUUUCCUUUUCACCUGGGGGUUUGAAAGGAUUGCAGGAAUGCCUAUUUAAGAAAAACAGUCCUCUUUUUCUGUCUUUAUCUUACCUGCUGCUGUGCUGGCAGCUGUAAAUGGUGUAUCUUACA
This is a messenger RNA of Pseudopodoces humilis (Tibetan ground-tit), 2555 nucleotides long. It is a transcript of the gene DCBLD1, whose product is annotated as discoidin, CUB and LCCL domain containing 1. The record is from RefSeq and is a predicted model, not a curated record. Lineage: Eukaryota; Metazoa; Chordata; Aves; Passeriformes; Paridae. Gene Ontology annotation, molecular function: signaling receptor activity. Gene Ontology annotation, cellular component: plasma membrane.